Messenger RNA from Leptonychotes weddellii (Weddell seal), 637 nucleotides. RefSeq names its product NADH:ubiquinone oxidoreductase subunit A12 (gene NDUFA12). Gene Ontology annotation, biological process: response to oxidative stress. Gene Ontology annotation, cellular component: respiratory chain complex I; membrane. The record is from RefSeq and is a predicted model, not a curated record. Lineage: Eukaryota; Metazoa; Chordata; Mammalia; Carnivora; Phocidae.
GCGGGAACUUUUCGUGGUGGGUACCGUCCUGCCGAGUGUUCGCUUCCUCCGGUGUGUUUUGAGCGUCGUACCCGGGAGGCUGGGCCUACGGGACAAGAUGGAGCUCUUGCAGGUCCUGAAACGCGGGCUGCAGCAGGUCAGCGGCCACGGCGGCCUCCGUGGCUAUCUACGGGUUUUCUUCAGGGCAAAUGAUGUGAGGGUUGGUACCUUAGUGGGGGAAGACAAAUAUGGAAACAAAUACUAUGAAGACAACAAGCAGUUUUUUGGCCGUCACCGAUGGGUUAUAUAUACUACUGAAAUGAAUGGCAAAAACACAUUUUGGGAUGUGGAUGGAAGCAUGGUGCCCCCUGAAUGGCAUCGUUGGCUUCACUGUAUGACCGAUGAUCCUCCAACAACAAAACCACCUACUGCUCGUAAAUUCAUCUGGAUAAAUCAUAAGUUCAAUGUGAGUGGCACUCCAGAACAAUAUGUACCUUAUUCUACCACUAGAAAGAAGAUUCAAGAGUGGGUCCCACCUUCAACACCUUACAAGUAAAGAUACUGGAAAACAGUUUGAACAUGUGAAAUAUGGGGCUCUUCAUGCAAUUGCACUUUCACUGCUUACUAUUCACUUGAUUAAAAUUGUUUGAUUAAGCAA